This is a messenger RNA of Scatophagus argus, 1346 nucleotides long. Its product is annotated as protein FAM177A1. The transcript is spliced from 5 exons. The coding region runs from base 584 to 1117 and encodes 177 amino acids. The record is from RefSeq and is a predicted model, not a curated record. NCBI's taxonomy places the organism in Eukaryota, Metazoa, Chordata, Actinopteri, Scatophagidae.
UCAUCAUUUCAUUCAGUUUUUAUUUAUCCAUUUUGUAGCUGAUAUGCUAAAAUGUAUAUGUAUAUAUUACAUGAGUAACCACAUACAUUUAGUAAUACAAAGAGAACCUAGAAACCUACAAGUAGUACCUCUGGGUCACUAAAAGUAUGAUUUAACCCUUUUAUUUAACCUGACACAUUCCUCUAAAAGUUACUGAAGUUAUAAAAGUUACAAAUAUUGUUGAUUUUGUCUUUUGGGCUACCUAAGGGUCAUAUGUAAAGGGAACAUUGGAAACAGGAAGAUUUAAGUGGCUUAAAAUUGGCAAUAAACCAUGACAUUCUACACAUCGCGACAAGCCCAGCCCCUCGAGCUCAAGAGCGAAACCGAUUACGUCACAGCGACAGCUCUGCAGCCACUUGCCUGUGGUGAAGUUUACACUGCUGUAUUUGUCUGCCUCAGGUUUCAAGACUGAUCCUGUAUCCUGUAGCUGUUUUGCUCCGCAUAGCAGAGUCAGCGUUAAUGGACAUGCCGUAAAGCUGUGACAUGAGAAAGACUUGACUUUGUAGCAUCGGAGCGAUAAAGAAAGACUUACAGUAUCUGAAGAAUGAACAACAGCGAGCAGGAAACAUCACUGGAGAUUGAAGAAACACAGUUUGGAGAUCCUGCUGUGUCCAAACAGACGAGGAUCAUUCACUUCUCCAGCGGUGAAACUCUGGAGGAGGAAGACAGUGAGGAGGAAGAGGAGCAGUCAUCAGACAGACCUUUCAGAGAGCCUGCACAGAAGACUAGGUUCUCGUUCAAGAAUGUGGUUAUUCUAGUUGGGAGGAUUUCACUGCUCACCUGCGAUUUCCUUGGACAGAGACUAGCUGGUGCGCUUGGACUGAAUGCAGCCAAAUACCAAUAUGCCAUAGAUCAACAUCAUCGUGACCACAAGACACGCAGAGAGGCCACAGACGAUCUCAGGGAAGAACAUGCGGAGGCGAUCCAUCUCUCUCCUGAACUGAGGAGUCAGUAUGGAGCCACAGGAGAUGUGAGAAGUCCGGUGGAUUCCCAGAACAGCUGUGCCGAGAAACAUAUGGACAGAAGGGAAGGAUGUCACAAUAGAGGCUAUCAAGCAGAUGAGGAUUUUCGGGAAUAAGACCAAAAGAAGAAAAGCAGUCAGGGUCGUGAUUUGAUGUGAAUGCCUUUGUUCAAAGUGCACUGUGUAAAAUGGUGUUAUAAUGCUGCAUAAAGAAUGGUGUGGCUCUUUGUGAUAUUGUAAUAUUACAACAAAACUGUGAAGAAGAAAAAAAUCACGCUGUAAACUUGGUGCAAGAUUGUGGUUUUGUUUAUAAUAACUGAAAAUAAAUCAAGUAGCCCAUCAUGAA